AUGCCCCGACCACCAAACCGUAUCUCUUGCAAUGCCCUGACCACCAAACCAUAUCUCUCGCAAUGCUCUGACCACCAAACCGUAUCUCUCGCCAUGUCCCGACCACCAAACCGUAUCUCUCGCCAUGCCCCAACCACCAAACCAUAUCUCUCGCCAUUCCCCGACCACCAAACCAUAUCUCUUGCCAUGCCCCGACCAUAA
Molecule: messenger RNA, 201 nt
Organism: Pelobates cultripes (western spadefoot toad)
Lineage: Eukaryota; Metazoa; Chordata; Amphibia; Anura; Pelobatidae
Source: the annotation of a GenBank genome assembly